UGCUGCUCUUCUUUACACCCACAGGCUAUGAGUCUCCACAUCGGAAUCCUUGACUCGGUACCUAGUCUAGGCGCCUUACAGACUAUCGGUUGCUGUCUUGUGACUAUGGAAACGAGCUUGCGCUCAAUUCCCUGCCGCCAUGCAAGCAACCGACCAUACCCGGAAAUCACUACAAGACCCAUCUGCCAGUGGGCCAAAGGCCGCGCCGGGUCCUGACACUUCGGCGGAAGUGCAGGGAGACUCCACGACGGCGGUUUCGGGCAGUGGAUCUACUCAGAAAGUGCCUAAGAAACGCACCAAGUCUGGAUGUCUAACUUGCCGGCAACGUCGCAUAAAAUGUGGCGAAGAGAAGCCCAUCUGUAACAAUUGUAUCAAGUCAAAGCGCGAUUGCAAGGGCUAUGGCCCUCGUCUAGUCUUCAAGGAUCCCUUGGGCAUUACUGGUACCUCCUCGCAACCGGCAGCCAUCAAUUCACAGACCUUCAAUGUGCCACCUCCCAGCGAGGAUAUCAAUAAUGCUGUGUCCCAGCAAAGGCAAGCCUGGUCUGGCCAACCGGUCCUCGCUCCAAGGCCCGUUGCAACCGCAACUUUGGAACAGUCUCCCCAGCCAGUCACAGCCGCGGCGCCUCAUGAGUUUCAGCUGCAGCCACAUACUCUGUCGCAGCAGGAAUAUCCAGUACUCCGUGAGCCGGCAGACACCUUGGCUUUCCUGGACCAACAACGGUCAGCUGGCUUAGAGCCGCGGUACCCGACUGAUACAGGCAUAAUAUAUCCGCAAGCAUCUUCUCGGGCACCCGGCGAGAGAUUUGCACCCCCAAACUCAUAUCAGGUACUAUCGAAUGUUGAAGAAGAACGUGAGGACGAUUAUUACGAUCUUGAUACAGACGAAGAGAGCCAUGAGCAGACCUUAGCACAAGAUUACAAUCAGCUCAGCCUUAUCAUGGCAUCCGCUAAUCGCGACCAGCAGCAGCUUCGAACUUUCACCACAUACUUGAACGAGCCUAACAUACUUACCUCUUAUUCCCCAACUUAUGGCUCCUCACCACUGAACAAUCCGAAAACGGCACGCAUUUUCUUGCAUUUCAUCCAUUCGACCGGGCCCACUCUAUCUGUUUUCGAGCGGCAUCCAAUUGAUCCUUCCACCAUGUUGGGGUCCCCGGUCCCAAUGGCACAACAGGGACUCUGGACCUAUACGCUUCCCCUUAAAGCCUUGGAAAAUCAACCGUUACUGCAGGCCAUCCUAGCUUUGAGCAGCCUACAUAUUUCUUACCUGCAACAGGCCCCGCCAACAGUUUCCCUGAAGCACUACCAUUAUGCUCUUAGAAGAGUCGGUGUCGCAGUUGGCCUACCCAUGCGGCGCAAGCAGAUCAGUACUCUUGCUGCUACACUUUUGCUAGGAUACUACGAAGUAAUGGGGGCCGAUCACUCCAAGUGGAAUAGUCAUGUCGCAGGGUCGGCUCAGCUGGUGCGCGAGAUUGACUUUGCUGGCAUGACCCGUAGCCUGCGUGCUCAGCGGCGCAGGGUGUGGCUUGAGCGACAUCAUAGGGGGUCCUCCAUUAUAUCCAUAGUGGAACCCUCAUAUUCAGUCAGUUAUGGUUCAGAAGAUGACCCUUUUGCAGAAAAGGAACAUGACAUCGACGAAGAUUUGAUAGGCAGCCUUAUUGGCCGGGCUGUCAGUUACGACGAGUUCGGACAGGUCGAUGAUGGUCAAGCCAGCUCUCGCCCCGAGAGACAUUUUACUAGGAAAGACAUUGAAAACUUUCGUAUCCAGUGCGACCUCUACUGGUGGUAUUUACAGCAGGAUGUCAUGCAGAGCAUUAUUAGUGGCGGUCCGUUAUUCAUUCCGUACUCUCAAUGGGGACAGUGUCCCCCACGCGCCGGAAUGGGUCGACUGGAUGCUAUAUACGGCUCAGCGGAUCAUCUGUGGCUCUUGUUAGGACGACUGGCAGAUUUUGGUGUUCGGGACAGAAAGCGGAAGCUGAGAGCAACAGAGGCUACGAGAUCACAGUGGCGACCUGAUUUCAGACUCGCUAGGUUCAUGGCUCGUUUCACAGGGAGGGCGCCGGAACAGCAAGCAAGACCGUCGGCCGGUGGCCCUGUGCAGCCUCCUUCCGGUGCGCCAGCGGCUGGUCCGCCGUUCCAUGGUAUGGCUCCUCCCCGCGGACCAAGACAUCCUCCACCAGCUUUUGUCGAAUUUCCUCACCAUGGCCAUUACGAUGAUGAAAGCGCCGGGAACGGUUCAUACGAAGAGGCUGAGGUUGAGUGGGAGAGUAUGUUGAUGGCACUCGACACAUUUGAAAGCGCUCUCGGUCCGUAUUUCAUGCCUCUGCCUCCCGACAGUGUGACCCCGAUAUCGUCUCCUUUCGGGCCUGCUCUGCAGUACCGGACACAUACUAUAGCUGUUCUGUGGGGCUAUUACCUCACCGGACGAAUUCUCUUACAUCGGUUACAUCCAUCAAUGCCUCCUGCCAUGAUGGUAUCUGCAAAGGUAGCGGCGCCGACUACGGCAGGAUACUCACAGGCUAUUGGAAGGAUCGCGGCUGGGAUUUACAAUUCGCAAGUAUCUCAUUUAGACGCCGGGAGUCUGAGCCCGACACUCGGAUCUUGUCUUAUCAAGAUGACCGUGCCGAUCUUCUUCGCAGCAAUCCAAUACACCGACCCCGCACAACGAGAUUGGGUCAUAACAAGGCUGCGCAGCCUCUCCAAAAAGAGUGGUUGGAAGACGUCCGAAUCUAUAGCCAACAGUUGUGAGAAUGCGUGGAGAGUCGCUGCGAAACAAGGCCGUGGACCUCCGUAUGAGCGGAAAGACACGACCGAGUACGAACGGGCAUCAACGUGGACACCACCCGUUCAAGAGACACCCUUGGGUAACCCCGGCGAAAGACGCUUUGUUACCAUCGCCAGACGCCCAUCAGAAGCCGGCUGGGCGAUGGGACUUCUAAGCCUGGAAGAUGACGUACUGAACCUCUCAAUCGAGGAUCGGGUAUGAUUACUUCGUAGUAGUUGCUGGCUGGCAAGGUUUCAUUCAAGAAUAGGCCAAUAGAUUGCAGGCCUGAAUUACAAGUCAGUAGAAACGUUGUCAGU
Molecule: messenger RNA, 3081 nt
Organism: Aspergillus piperis CBS 112811
Lineage: Eukaryota; Fungi; Ascomycota; Eurotiomycetes; Eurotiales; Aspergillaceae
Product: putative C6 finger domain protein
Exons: 3
Coding region: 140-2986 (948 amino acids)
Biological process (GO): positive regulation of transcription by RNA polymerase II
Cellular component (GO): nucleus
Molecular function (GO): DNA-binding transcription factor activity, RNA polymerase II-specific; zinc ion binding; transcription cis-regulatory region binding
Source: RefSeq, a predicted model, not a curated record